CGCAGAGCGGACGCAUCCCUAGCGCCCCCGCGGGAGAGCCUGACACAGCGGCGGGGAAGGUGACCGGGCCACGGGGCGGGGCCGGAGGCGGGGCCCCAUGGCGCAGUACGACCAUGGCCGGCGUGGUGGCGGGGCUGCGGACCGUGGGGAGCUGUGCCGCGAGUGCAGAGCUGAGGUGGAACCAGAUCAGGUUGUUUUCCUCUUGGCUGAGCAAAUGGUUUCCAAGAAAGAAGCCUGUGAUUGCUCAGAAAAAGCCCAUCAAGGUAUUCCUGAAGGCAGGGAAAACGUAUAAAUGGUGUGUGUGUGGCCGAAGUAAGAACCAGCCCUACUGUGAUGGCUCCCACUUCUUUCAGCGAACGGGCCUGUUCCCCCUCAGGUUCAAAGUUGAAGAAGACCGUUCAGCUUUUCUUUGCAGCUGCAAGGCAACCUUGAAGCCCCCAUAUUGUGAUGGCACUCACAAGAAUGAACGAAUACAGAAUGCCCAAGAGGGUUCUCCACUCUGACCAGCAUACCACACCAAAGGCAUUGGGUUUGGGUUGGCAGCAUCUCCUUUGAUAUGGGGACCUCCCUUCUGGGCACCUUAGAGGACUUGGCUACCAUCCCACCAGGAGAUCCUCCCAAGACCCUUGUAUUCCUCCACACCUGGG
This is a messenger RNA of Phascolarctos cinereus (koala), 647 nucleotides long. RefSeq names its product CDGSH iron sulfur domain 3 (gene CISD3). NCBI's taxonomy places the organism in Eukaryota, Metazoa, Chordata, Mammalia, Diprotodontia, Phascolarctidae. The record is from RefSeq and is a predicted model, not a curated record. Gene Ontology annotation, cellular component: mitochondrion. Gene Ontology annotation, molecular function: 2 iron, 2 sulfur cluster binding.